This is a messenger RNA of Diaporthe amygdali, 630 nucleotides long. RefSeq lists its product as uncharacterized. The record is from RefSeq and is a predicted model, not a curated record. Lineage: Eukaryota; Fungi; Ascomycota; Sordariomycetes; Diaporthales; Diaporthaceae. Bases 1 to 630 code for a protein of 209 amino acids. The transcript has 3 exons.
AUGGUCGCCCUCAGAUGGAUCAUCAGCGCAGCUCUCGCAGCCUCUACCACACUGGCGGCAGCGAGUGACUUCGCCCCUGCCGGAGUAUUCAUCCACCCCAUCCUCGCAAAACGUCAGAACGAGUCAGCCGGCUCCCCAUCGUACAACUGUCACGACAAUUGCGGCCAAGCAAUCAUUGAAGUUCGCAAUUGCAAUGCCACUAUCUGCGACGACGAGAUCUUCAAGACGAACUACGAAAACUGCCUCCAGUGCGCCGGUCCCGACAACGAGGACAUCUGGCAGUACUACGGCAACUCCAUCGAGACCGCCGCCGCCUCGUGCGGCCUGGACACGGAGCCGCUCUCCGGCGAACAGGACGCUGUCGGCACUGCUAUCGAGGCUAGCAACAGCACCUCGGCCUGCGAGGCUGCUGCGGCUGGUGCUGCGUCGUCCUCCGCAUCUGCCUCGGCCACUGGUGCCUCUGCCUCUGCCUCUGCUUCCGCCUCCGCUUCCGGUUCUGCGUCGGCCACUGAGUCUGCGUCUGCAUCUGGUACUGCCUCUUCUGCUGCGAACGCGGCGCCCACCGCCGUUGCCGACUUUGCUGCUUACGGCGCCGUCGCUGUCGGUGCUCUGUACGCGUUUGGACUUUGA